AUGAAGAGACUUCUUAAGUGCGGCGAUGAUACUACUUCUGUUGGAAACACAACUAUUAAAAAAUCAAAAACACAGCCAAACCAAUCCAAUUGUAUGACGCAUUUCACUAAUACUGACAGCAAAUAUUUAAAAGCAUCAGAUUUAGCCAGCUUUAGGAUUGUUAAAGAUGGAGAGCCUCAUACAAAUGGUGAAACGCUGAUAUUACUUGCGGCUAAAGAUAUGAUGCAAACGGUUUUAGGAGAAAAGGCUGCUAAAGAAUUGGAUAAAAUUCCAUUAUCAAAUAAUUCUGUUAAAAGAAGAAUUGAUACUAUGGUUUUAAAUAUUGAAGAAAUAUUGGUUACUCAACUAAAAAUGUGUUCGAAUUUUUCUUUCCAAGUAGAUGAUAGUACAGAUAUAACAAAUAUGGCACAGCUACUUGUUUUCAUUCGAUAUGAUUUUGACAAUGUAUUAAAUGAGGAGUAUUUAUUUUGUAAAUCACUUGAAUCAAAUACGAACGCUGAAAAUAUUUUUAAAAUAAUCGAUGAUUAUUUGUCAACCAUAGAUUUGCCUUGGAAAAAAUGUGUUGGCAUUUGUACAGACAGAGCCCAAACUAUGUAUGGAAAAUUGACAGGACUAGCGUCGAGAGUACAGAAAGUUGCGCCCUAUUGUAAAAGUACACAUUGUGCGAUACAUAGAGAAGCUUUGGCUUCCAAAAAUAUGCCCGAUCAACUAUCCUCUGUUUUAAAAUGCACUGUAAAGGUUAUAAACUUCAUUAAGGCUAGAACCCUCAAUACUCGACUUUUCAAAUUGUUAUGCGAAGAAAUGGGAGAACAAUUUAAUACUUUGCUUUUUCAUACUGAAGUGAGAUGGUUAUCUCGUGGCAAAAUUUUAAAUAGAUUGUUUGAGUUGAGAUCUGAAGUUCAUUUAUUUUUGAUUGAAAAAGACGAUGACAUGAAGAAUUUGUUCAACAAUGAAGAAUGGUUAUCUAGAUUACCCUACUUGGCUGACAUUUUUGAUAAGCUCAACACUUUAAAUAUGGGAUUACAAGACAAUGAAGUCCCUGAUGAUGUUGAAGACAAAGAAUCAUUCAUUGGUAUGGUAAGUGACAGUUCAAUGAAAGACAAAACAUUGGUUUCAUUUUGGAUGUCAACAAAAAAAGAAUACCCAUCUUUUUUCAAGCAAGCAUUACAAUGUUUAACUCCAUUUGUCACUACUUAUUUGUGUGAGAGUGGAUUUUCUGAAUUGCUUUCUAAACCAAAAAUUGAAUGA
Messenger RNA from Aphis gossypii (cotton aphid), 1248 nucleotides. RefSeq names its product zinc finger BED domain-containing protein 5-like. The record is from RefSeq and is a predicted model, not a curated record. The transcript has 4 exons. NCBI's taxonomy places the organism in Eukaryota, Metazoa, Arthropoda, Insecta, Hemiptera, Aphididae. Bases 1 to 1248 code for a protein of 415 amino acids.